AUGACGUUCUUUGUUGACAAACCUAUAGUCAGAUCAGACCCUCCCCAUCUUACCAAGACAUCCUUCCAGUUGAUACCAAACUAUGACAACGAUGUCAAAGAACCGCCUUGUCAGGAGAACACUUGUCUAACGACAAAUGAAACAAAGGAACAGACAGAUUUAAAAGAAGAAGAAGAAGAAGCGGAGAAGGGAGGAAAAUCGAAAAGUGAAGGGGAAGACGAAGAGGGGGAGGAAGAAAAGAAAGAAUCAUUCAAGGAAGACACAGUCGAGGAUCCUUUGAAGGGACUCAGUCCUGAAGAAAUCAACCAGCUUGCUAUCAGAGCUUUCUGGACAUCGACGACUCGAAGGAUGACAGAACAAGCUUGUCUUCCAGUCCCAAAGUUCCGACCUCCCAGCUCGACGCUAGAGAGGAAUGCAGACCUGGUAAAAUACCGACCCUGGCGAUACGACGUUGGUCCAGCCACCUGGCAGGAGAUAACACCUCCAGUAUGGGAUCGGAUCCAGGAACGGGCCAGGAUCAAACCUCGACAGUCCUAUCCUAGACCAACACCUGUCAUUAACACCACGGCAUUCACCCCUAUACCCGCCAUCAAUAGGCCCAAAUCAGGAAAAUCAAAAUUGAAAGAUGGUGGCAGUAUUUCUGUAAACGAAAAGAUAACAGAUCUCGUCAAACGAGAAAGGCUAACUUCAACCUAUGUCCGUCAGUGCCCCGGUUAUGCAGGCUACCGUCCCAGGUCACCGCUUCGAAUCCCCAUGGAGAAUCUGAAUGAACCCAAUCUCAGAAUGAUGACCACUAUGAAAGCCAGUUAUAGACCUUUGAUGUUUCCGCUGAUCAACAUGGACCACUUUCUACACAAGGGUCCGAUGUCUCGUACAGUCACUCUCACCUACCCCUAUAACCCAUUCAGUAAGGUCGAGAAACUUCGCAGCUACGGAAGAAACGAUGUGUAACCCGAGCUCCUUCUUGAUAACUAUCUGUCCCAAAUAACACCCCACCAUGACAAGCAGUUCCCUGAAACGUGGCCAAAGUAUUUUAAUUUUAAUAAAAAGAUACUCACUCAAUAAUCAUUCAUAGAUAGGAUAGGAGAGCAAAUAUUUUAAGAAAUCGUGAAAAAACCAACGGUGGACGUCGUAUUAUUAAAGGGAUGGUCCAGGCUGAAAGUAUUUAUAGCUUAAUAAAUAGAGUAGAAUUC
This is a messenger RNA of Lytechinus pictus (painted urchin), 1193 nucleotides long. RefSeq lists its product as uncharacterized. The transcript has 6 exons. The record is from RefSeq and is a predicted model, not a curated record. Lineage: Eukaryota; Metazoa; Echinodermata; Echinoidea; Temnopleuroida; Toxopneustidae. The coding region runs from base 1 to 951 and encodes 316 amino acids.